AUUUUCUUGUUGGCUUUUUUUUUUUCUUAUUUAUUUACCAAUUCAAGAUCAACCCAGAUUGCUUUGCUUUGGAAAGAAGUGGUUUUUGGUGUUUCUUGGUAUCUUUUGCGUAUUUAUAUAUUAAUAUAAAAUAUAUUUGAUUGAUUGUUCUCUUUCUUUUCAGAGAGGUUUUAUUGGCAGGAGGACAAUUUUUAUCUCUUCAAAGGCUUUUGCUUUUUGUUUUCUUUAGUGAAACUCAAUGAUUUGAGAUUGGAAUAACAACAAAAACUGAUAUAGAUAGAAGAGAGAUAUUGUGAAUGGAAGACGGGGAAGCCAGAAGCAAGUUCAAAAGGGUGUGUGUUUUCUGUGGAAGCAACUCUGGCCACAGACAAGUCUUCAGCGAUGCUGCUCUUGAAUUGGGCAAUGAACUGGUGGAGAGGAAGAUAAACUUGGUGUAUGGUGGGGGAAGUGUUGGGUUGAUGGGUUUGAUAUCCCAGACAGUGUAUGAUGGAGGUUGUCAUGUUCUUGGGAUAAUUCCAAAAGCUCUCAUGCCUCUUGAGAUAUCAGGACAAACAGUUGGAGAAGUUAGAACUGUUUCAGACAUGCAUGAGCGUAAAGCUGCAAUGGCCCGAGAAGCUGAUGCCUUUAUUGCUCUUCCUGGAGGAUAUGGAACAAUGGAAGAGUUGCUGGAGAUGAUAACAUGGUCCCAACUUGGAAUACAUAAGAAAACAGUUGGUUUGCUAAAUGUUGAUGGGUACUAUAAUAAUUUACUUGCUUUGUUUGACAAUGGCGUUGAAGAGGGUUUCAUUAAGCCAGGUGCUAGGCAUAUAGUUGUCUCUGCUCCAACAGCCAAAGAACUUUUGAUGCAGAUGGAGGUAUGAGCCUAACAUUUUGUUGUGCCUUGUGAUUAAUUAGUUGGCCUUAUUUUCUCCUUUGCUAUAAAAAAAUGACUUGAGAAACUCGAGGAGAUGAAAGGAACGGCUAACCUGCCAGUUAAAGCAAUUCAAAACUUUUCAAAAACAUAUGGUCCAAC
Messenger RNA from Theobroma umbraticum, 1012 nucleotides. It is a transcript of the gene LOG8, whose product is annotated as Putative lysine decarboxylase family protein. Gene Ontology annotation, biological process: cytokinin biosynthetic process. Lineage: Eukaryota; Viridiplantae; Streptophyta; Magnoliopsida; Malvales; Malvaceae. The record is from RefSeq and is a predicted model, not a curated record. Gene Ontology annotation, cellular component: cytosol; nucleus. Gene Ontology annotation, molecular function: hydrolase activity, hydrolyzing N-glycosyl compounds.